This is a messenger RNA of Porites lobata, 6718 nucleotides long. The record is from the annotation of a GenBank genome assembly. Lineage: Eukaryota; Metazoa; Cnidaria; Anthozoa; Scleractinia; Poritidae.
GGCCUUUUGGGUCCAAAAUGGAGUCUCCGUUGCCGAAAAGGAAACGUUUCCCACAAACAAGCGAUAAUAUUAGAAGAUCCACUGCAGAUAAAUUGAAACUAUUUGAAUCAAUACGCGGUAAAGAGGUUGCCAACACUCCGUUUUGGGACAUAAUUGUCAUCACUGCUUUGGACGAAAGCCAGAGAGAUGCUUAUGAUAUUCAACUGCAAUCCAAACUUUCCAGAGGCGAAUUACCUUUAGGUGUAAAGUAUCACGUGUUUUAUGAUCCACCUGGGCCUAAGAUAGGUAAUGGCGGCUCUGUACUCGUCACGAUUGGUGAUUUGUUGAAGAUAUAUAGUGAAGAAGAGUUGAUGAAGUCCAAGAUUUUAAUGCUUCCGGCUGGAGGAUACAGUCAAAGAUUGCCAAACGCUAGCGUUCUUGGGAAAGCAUUCACUGCUCUUCCAACUGGUACGUAUGUUAACCCUUUGGGAGCAGCCGGUCCUAAGUGUCUGUCUUAAGGCCAAUUUAGACGGUACGAUUUUUGCUUAUGACUAUUGUGUGCGACUAGCAUGCGUCUGCGGUGGGAGGGUGGGGGGGGGAGGGAUUACUCCCCUAUAAAAGUGACUGGGGUGCUUGUCGUACCUUUUGGGGGUUUAAAUUUCUGGAUUGGUACGGCUUAGGGUCCCAGAACUUAAAAUGACUUAGUGACUGCUGCCAGAGAUGAUACGCUUUAUUAGCAUUUCAAGGACUUUCAAAAAGUCCUUACGAAGAAUGUGUUCAAAAGUUAUCUCAUUACUAUAUAAAAAUUUGCAGUGCCAGUUAUAUAAUUUGUUGUUGUUGAAUCGGUACCUCUUAGGGGUGGAAAUGAAUUGGGACACGCCCAUAAAACAAGAUUCUGGUACCUUUUAGGGGUGUUCUCAAAAUUUUCUGACAAGUACCCCUGACACUUUUAUAGGGGAGUAUCCCCCAGGGCAUACGUCAUGACUUAAUGACAGAUCGUGUCUUGUAAAUUAGACCCAUGACGUUCGUACAAUACAUUGUGGAUGUCAUAAGUGAAAAUUGUGCACAUGUGGAUAGUCGAAAGUCAUGACAUAUACUAGUUGCGCACAAUAGUCGUAAGCAAGAAUCAUACCAACUAAAUCAGCGUUUAGAGAGAUGUCCAUCCUAUAGAGAGUCAAACAGUGGGAGUAAAGAAAGACAGGGACGAACUCUAGGUGUCCAAGCUAGAUUGCAGAAUACCUGACCCACUAAAUAUCUAACUUAAAAAACUGCUCCCACAACCCUUCAAGUUAAAGUUUUUGCUCGGUCGCCAUUUGGCGAACAAUUCUUUUGGUUUAGGGAGACUUUUUUACAAAUCAAGUUGCCAGCUUCAAAAUUUUAGGCGCCAUGGUGACUGAAAUGGUCGCAACUUGGAGGGUUGUCCCACAGUCGUCUGAUUUGCAUGAUAAAUGCUGACUUCAACUGCGGGAGUGUGGGAGAACUAGUAUGCCUCGUUCUAUAAGCACGUGGGUUACUUGACAACAACUGCGGGAUUGCAGGACUACGGGAUCACUUGUUGUAAACCCACUCAAUAUUCACUUUUCAGUGACUGAGGGAGCACUUGUUUUAGUCACGUAGAUUUAAGUGCUCAUCAACUACCGGACUGUGGGACUUUGGGCCCAGCAUGAUAGAACAUGACUGUAGAACUGCGGAGUAUAUGCUGAAGACAUGUUAACCCAUGCGCUCCUGGAGAUUUUGCCGAAAAACGUGUUUUGAAGCUAGUCGAGUGGUUUUCUGGUCACUGUUGUGCUAUAAAGAGUUAAAACUUACCACAAGCCAGUUUACAGGUUGUACACUUUGCGGCCUUCUGAUCCAGAUGCAAAAUAUCAGCUUGCGAAGCUCAGGCAUGCACAGAAAGCAAAAUUUCGAGAAAAUUUCGCUUUCUCUCCUCCCCUCUUUUUUCACUUUUCUUGCCUCAUUUUAUUUUUUCUCUUGCUGGGCAUUUAGUAGGCUUCGUUUUGGUGGGGAGAGUCUUUAGGAAAACUUUUAGGAUCUUAGGAUUAGGUGAAAGGAAAGGUAGGUGAGCAAUGGAACAAGAUUUUCAUGGAGAUUUUCAGGUCAAUGUCACAUGGUUUUUUGCUUCUUUCUCCGGUGUCCUUGACUAAAUUGUGCUCAUUCUGGUAUGGUUUGAAAGAUCUCUUCACUCUGCACAAGUUAGUGGACAAAGUUGUCCUUGACUGUUAAAACUGAUGACGACACAAAGGGUAGAAAGGACGUGGAUCCGCACGGGCGGUUAUGGGCGGUUCAGGGGCGAAUGGGUUAACAUUACAAUAUAAUAACUUACAAUAUAAUCGUGAGCUUGGAAAUUUACUGUACAUGCGAUCAUACACAAGGAUAAGAGAAAGACUAAGUAUACUUAAAUUACGCUUUUUUGAACAAGUAGGAGUGAAUCCGUAGAAUGAGGUUGCUUGCUCAAUUGUUGAAUGAGUAUAUCAAAGUCAAAGAUUAAAAUUGAUUAUCCCAAUGAGAUCAAAUCAAACAAGGUAUAGUUCUCUUGAGCAUAAACCAGUUCAUGGGGAUAUAAAAAUUCCAUCACAGCAUUGCCUUUAUGUACCCAGUUGUUUCAAAGGUUACGGCCACACACGUUCCUUCAUGCUCAUAUAUUUCAAAGUGAAUACAUAGAAUGCUAUUUUGUUUUCUCAGGUGAUCCUCCAUAUCAAGUGAUUGAACUUCAGAUAGCUAUGUUUAUGGAUCUUCCAUCACGGAUGAACCCUGGUCUCUUUGUGGUUGCUUCAGAUUGUAUUGAGCUGUUUAAUAGUGAGGGAGAUUGGUCUCUUACAAAACCAGGCUUCACAGCAUUAGCCCAUCCUUCUCCUGUGAUCAUUGGUACAACUCAUGGUGUAUUUGUGCUUGCUGAUCAUGAGGUGAAAACUCUUGCAUUUACUUGAAGAAGCACUAUUUGUGGUGUUUAUGAUAUGAAACAGCAAAUUUUUAGUGAUAUUGGUGCUAAUUUGGGUCUGUGAAACUUAUUCAGGGAUGGGAGUUAAAGUACAGUGUAGCUAAUUUUAUGUGGAAAGAAACUAUUCUGUUUUAAAAUAAAAAAAUGAGAAGCCAUUACUAUGUUGCAACAAGCCUGUAUUUCAAAGCAAGGUUAAGUGCAAACUUUAACGCGAUUUUUUAUUCUCAUAAAAAAUAAACUUAUUUUCACAAAAGAAGAGUUGCACAGCUUAGCCUUGUUUUGAAAGUGAGAAAUUUUGGAACUCAGAGAUGGCCUAUUUAUUACAGCACAAGUAAGGAGUGAGGCAAGGGGGGCAAGAGUGCCAAGUCCCAGACUACUUGGACAGUGGUGGAGCCUAAUGAUCCUGCAUUGUGUUCACACACAGGAAUUGUUAUUGAGCUGGUUUUUGUCUCUUGGUUCUUUUCAAAUAGUGUUUUUCUUUGGGCUCCCAGGUCCAAUUCAGCCAGAGAUUUGACCCGGGGGUUGGGGGAGGGGGCGGUUACUCAACAGUGUUUUGCACUACUGUUAGGUAGAGCUUCCCUGUAGUGGCCAUUAUAGCUAGUACCCCCUCCACCUGUGGGGGAUUCAAAGGUCAUUGGUUUGCCAGUCUACAAAGACUUGAGUGCCAGUCUCAUAAUAAUAAUAAAGUUGAUUGAUUUUUUAGAAAAACUUUUUCUACAGUUAAAUAUUUAGCCCGUUAUUUCCUAAGAGUGAUAUUUAGUAUGAAAUUUCUCCUUUAAAUGUCAAUGCUUUAUGAAAUAGAGUGGUCAUGAGAAUUGUGGACAUGAUCACAGAGGAUAAAUCUUGCUUUAUAAACAAAUUUCCCCCAACUACUUCUAUUAAAAAUGCACAGGGACAACAAAUAAUGAGAAUUAAAAUUUUGAUGUCAGGGUUUAAAGGGUUGACCAGUGAUGUACAAGCAAACUCCUACAUUCACCACUGCCAAGAGGAGGGGUGGUGACGAUUGAGGGUUAGUUUUACUCAACUCCUGAUGGAUGUCUCAUUCCUUAUCUAUACUGGCUACUCAUGUCUGUCUCUUUGGUGUCAAAAAUCUGUCCGUUGUUGUGUGUACAUAGCCUAAAACCUUGUACCUUGUUUUAUUGCAUCAGAUUGAACCUCCUGUAGCUGAAACAUCAUGUAGGAAAUUCCUCCACAAGCCAUCAAUAGAUAUUAUGAGAAACCAUGGCAUCAUAUUUACUCGUGAUGGCGAGGAACAUGUUUACACUGACAGUACAUAUUUUGUCGACUGGAACACAGCCAAGAAACUCUAUGAUUUUGCUGAUGAAAUUAAACCAAUUGAUUGUGAAAUUGAUGCCUAUGGUGACUUUCUUCAAGCGCUUGGGCCGGAGGCGUCUGCUGAUUACACUAAAAAUGUUGCCAAUGUGACAAAAGAGACAUCAUCAUUGGUUGAAAAGAGGAAAAAGAUUUUUGAGUUCUUGAAAGGAACACCACUUAACGUACUGCUGCUUAACGAAUCCAAGUUCUACCAUAUUGGUACUACCAAGGAAUACAUCCAACAUUUUUGUAAAGAUCCUGUUUUCAGGUGAGGAUAACAUUAAUGGCAUAAUGAAAAACAGGCUCCCUUUGUCUUGCUACAGCCCCGAUGUCAUAUCAACAUGACAUAACAUGACAAUGGCAUGACUUGGCAAUGCAUUAAUUUAUUUGUCACACAUGUUAAUUUCAAUAGCAAGGUCCUUUGAUUGUUAUUUUUUAAUUUAUUAUUCAUUUCAGGCAUGAAAGCCAUUUUCUGCCAGAAGUCAUGGUCAAACGAACAGGAAUCAGUGAAGAGAAAAUCACUGAUCAGAGUUGUCUGAUCCUCUGUAACCUAGCACUGCCAUCCACUGUGGGACAGCACACAGUGCUAGAGUACUGCGAAGUCAAUGCUGGAUCGUCUGUUGGCAACAACUGUAUUAUCAGCAAUGUGCUGAUUCCUGCCGGGGCACACAUUCCUGAUGACACUUUCAUGACAACUGUCUGUGUUUCAGUUGGUGACGUGACAGGGCUGUAUGUGACAGUUGUGUUUGGUGUUGGAGACAAUGUGAAGAAAAUGGCAAAACCAAAUGAUCUUGGAAAACUGCAGUAUUUUGGCAUGGCACUUGACAAGGCAAUGGCACUGUUGGAUAUAAAACAGGUGUGGAUUUAAGUUUAUUAUGAGAGUCUUUAUUAACUUGUCCAUUUUUUACCCCUUUAAUUCUAAUGUUGAUGCACCUUUCUCUUGACUGUUCUCCAUGUUUUGCAUACAAUGUACAUGUUACAGGUUAAAUUUAAUUUCAGGUUAAAGAUUUUUAACCCAAGUCGAUUCUCAAUUUUGUUUGCCUCUUAGGGCUAGGAGAUAAAGGAAAUUGGGAAUCAACUUAGGUUAAAUCAAAUUUGACCUGUAAUAUACAUACAAACUUUGAGUCAUCCCCAUCGUCUUUUCAUUUCAACUAAUUAUUUUUUCUGUUUCUUAUUGGCUUUAAUACCCGGGCUAAUUCUUCAUAACCCACUUGCUAGCCAGCGUAGCUGGUGGAAUUUUUCCUUGCGAGUGUUAUAGCGGCAAAGCCUCAUAAAGUGAGUGCUGAAGGUGCGAGGAUUUCAAAGUGUCUCCUUCCCAUUCUCUGCGUGGAAGCACAUUUCUGCCUCAAUUCGCACUGAGGUAACGACCCCUCCAGCUACAGGCUCUAGGUACAAGGUAAUUUGGAAAGAGAUUCUAGCGUUUUCUUCGAAGUCAGCUUUACUCCAGGCACCCCUUCAAUUACCAGUAUUGAAUUUGACCUUCAUUUUAUAUGAAUAACAUUAUGCAGAUCCGGGAGGGUGUUAACAGGCUUGAUCUGACCAUAAAUAUUAUAUAUUUUUCAUAACAUACUCAGCCUGAAAAGUAGAUUCAAUAAUUAUUCAAUAAUUCCGUAUUUUCUUGAUUAAUCACCGGCCUUGAAAAAAUGCUGGGUGAAAACUGCUGAGUUUUGAAUAAACGCGGCGGGUAUUUAAUCAAGAAAAUACAGUAAAUUAUUUAAUAAUCUUUGGCAAUCAUUUUCUUCAUCUGACCGCCCCUAAGCUUUUACUGAGCAGUUAAGUCAUAGUGAGGCAUGUUGUGAGAAAACGAGUAGGUCCAGUCUCUAUAUUCCAACACUGAGCUUUUACUAUGUGCUUUAAUUUCUACAGGAAUCAGAGCAAGAGUUUGUGAGCUUGUGGCAGAUGAAACUAUUCCCAGCAUUUAACACCUGUGAAGACUCUGUUUCCCAUGCAAUAAACAUGAUAAAUUCCUUAAAGAGUGGUAAACAAGUUGACAAAGGAAAAACCACAAGCACAGGAAAGUAUCUUUCCAUGGAGGAUGUUUUAGCAUUUAAGGAUAUUAAAGGAACUUUAGACAUUAGGGAAAAUUUAAGGAAGAAGAUUUUAGGGACAUAGACCAAACAAUGGACAAACCUCAAAUGUGUAAAUAAAUAUUACUUGCGUGCUAACAUGGAUUAGGGUUUUGAAAAUCAAGAAACUGUAUUUUUUAAAAUUUUCGGGUUUAUACAUAAUUUCGUAUCAGUAUCAAAUAAGGUAAAGAAAGAUAGAAUAUGAACUUCUUCUCAUUUCUUGCCUCAGAAUAGCAUCAUCCUUCACCUAAUAUUAUAACAUCCAUAUAUUAAAAGGGACAGUAGGGAAAGGGAAAAGCAUUACGUACUUGGCACCUAGUUGUUUCACUUUUAUCUAUAACAGCACCAAAUACAAGCCAGGUAUUCUUACAUUGUCAAUUUUGAUACUUUCAGUAAUUGUGGAAAUAAAAUAUGUUGGGCU